Molecule: messenger RNA, 1338 nt
Organism: Cyphellophora europaea CBS 101466
Lineage: Eukaryota; Fungi; Ascomycota; Eurotiomycetes; Chaetothyriales; Cyphellophoraceae
Exons: 2
Coding region: 1-1338 (445 amino acids)
Molecular function (GO): oxidoreductase activity; FMN binding
Source: RefSeq, a predicted model, not a curated record
AUGUCGACGGUCAAGCGCCUCAAGCACCUCAACCAGGACUAUCCCGAGCCAGAUCCAGCGGCUCCAUCCGUCUUCCAACGCGACAUCUACGCCUCCCUGCGAGCGCCAUCUUACUCCACCAAGCCAGCACAAUGGGAAGCCGCCGCCAAAGCAUCCGUUCCCGCCUCCAACUUCGGCUAUGUCUUUGGUAGUGCCGGCACCGCCUCGACCCAUGCCGCCAACCUGUCUGCCUUCCACAACUACCGGCUGCGCCCUCGCAUGCUGGUCAAUGCCACCCGAAGGGACCUCUCCGUCAACCUCUUCGGCACCGCCUACCCACACCCCAUCCUUGCCGCCCCAGUCGGCGUCCAGUCCAUCAUGCACUCUGACGGCGAAGAAGCUACGGCGCGCGCCUGUGCAAACCUUAAAGUUCCCAUGAUUCUCUCCACCGCAGCCACCCGAUCCAUUGAGCAAAUCGCCGCUGCCAACGGCAACGGCAAGCGCUGGUACCAGCUAUACUGGCCACGACCGCAGCACGAGGAAGUCACCGCCUCGCUACUCGGCCGCGCCAAGGCCAACGGCUACGAGGUCCUGGUGGUGACACUCGACACCUUUGCCCUUGCGUGGCGUCCAACCGAUCUGGACGACAGCUAUCUACCCUUCAUCUACGGCGAAGGCUGUGCCAUUGGCUUUACCGAUCCAGUCUUCGACGAGAUAUUCCAAGAGCAGCAACAGGAGGCUCGUCUUAAUGGUGGCCAGAAGCUACGCGAGGUAAUGGAUAUUUUGCGUAGGCCCGGCAGCGUCUUCGGCGCGGCCAAGGUUUUGCGGAAUCUCCGCAACAUGCCCAAGGCGCGGGAGUGGCUGUCGGUGCUCAACUCGGGCACUUACCGGGAGUGGAAGCACUUGGAGAUAUUGCGCGGCCUGUGGGAUGGCCCGAUCGUGUUGAAGGGGAUCCAGACGGUCGAGGACGCACAUUUGGCUAUCGAACAUGGUGUAGAUGGGAUCAUUGUAAGCAAUCACGGCGGUAGGCAGGUUGAUGGCGCGAUUGCUAGUCUGGACGCACUGGCAGAGAUUGGAGCCGACGAGCGAGUCAAGAAGAGUGGCCUGACUGUCCUCUUCGACAGCGGGAUCCGAACAGGAAGCGAUGUGCUGAAGGCGCUAGCACUGGGUGCGAAGGCUGUCUUGAUCGGGAGACCCUUCAUGUACGGGCUGGCUAUGGGCGGCCAGGCUGGCGUUGAGCAUGUGUUCAAGUGCCUGCUGGCGGACACGGACAACAUGCUCGGAAACAUCGGGAAGAAGAGUCUGGGCGAGCUGAGUCGACAUGACUUGCAGGUCCUGAGGAGGGAGGCGAGAUUGUGA